CGUGGGCGGGGGAGGGGGUAGUACACGCGCAGACUCCGCGGCCCCAAGCCUCGUCAGUCCAGUCGCUUCCAGGAUCCCGUGAAGAUGGCCCGCGCGUCCCUCCAACUGCGCCUCAUGGUGGCUUGUGUCCUGGCAGUGGCCUGUGUCGCCUGGCCGCAGACUGUCAUGGCGAUUGACCUGAGUCGUCUGUAUGGCCACAUGAGCGCCAAGAGAAACAGUGAGGCAUGCCAUCCAUACGAACCAUUCAAAUGUCCAGGAGAUGGCGCCUGUAUCUCCAUCCAGUACCUCUGCGACGGUGCCCCUGACUGUCUGGACGGAUACGACGAAGACUCCAGACUCUGUACCGCUGCCAAAAGACCGCCAGUUGAAGAGACGUCAAGUUUCCUGCAGUCGCUGCUGGCCAGCCACGGCCCUAACUACCUGGAAAAGCUGUUUGGCAGCAAGGCAAGAGACGCACUGGCUCCUUUAGGUGGGGUGGAUAAGGUGGCCAUCACUUUAUCAGAAUCACAAACGAUCGAAGACUUCGGCGCCGCCCUUCAUCUGAUGAGGUCCGACUUGGAGCAUCUCCGCUCGGUGUUCAUGGCAGUGGAGAAUGGCGACCUCGGCAUGCUGAAGAGCCUCGGCAUCAAAGACUCGGAGCUCGGCGACGUCAAGUUCUUCUUGGAGAAGCUGGUCAACACGGGAUUCCUGGACUAAAUGACGACCAGACAGCAGACCUCUUAGUUUACCUUGGUUUAGACAUAGAAUAAAAUAUUUAUACAAAAAUAAGAAACAUCGUGGAGAUAAUCAUGUCUGUGUCUGCUCAUCUUAGGUUUAAAAGUCUAUGAUUCAAGAUAGGGUUGGAAUUUCUUUAGGUAUCUAGAGUUUGGGAAGUCUCCGCUUAGUCUGAGACCAAAAUUGACAGUGACUUCCCUCUGUCAACGCAAAAAUUUACUAAAUAUUUUAUUUUGGAGGUUUGUCAGGCUUCUUUGAGAUAAGAAGAGUUUGAGUAAAAAUAUAAGAGUUAAACAAAACUACAGUAUUAUAUUAUGAUCAGGCGUAUGAAAGCUAUUCCACCAACGGAACAGAAACGAAAACAUUACAGAAUGUUUCUGUAAUGCGAUUCAAAGAGCAAUAAAACGCGUUGCUUGGGCUACACUAUCAAUGUGAGGGUACGUUUUAUAAACAUUUAUCGAUAUCAUUUGUUUACUCUGGUUUAUAGCAAUCGUGCUUUACCUAAUGUUUUAAGAUCCCUUUACAACACUUAGUUUGUAAGAAAAAUAUACUUUGAAAAUCCUAAUAUUUGAUAGUAAAACCUGUAUUUCUCAACUAUUUUUGAUCGUGUCGUAAAUUUUUGACGCAUCAGUGAUUAGUAGACUGUAGAAAUUACGCAAGAACUUUGCAAAUAUUUAGUUUUUUUACUAUAAUUUUAAACAGGCGUUUAGCUUAAAAAGCGCGCAUUUAAAAUCGUUCGUACGUAAAAAGACAUAUCAUAAAGUAUGUUUACAGAUUUAUACUAAAGAUAGCUUAAACGUAGAUUUUAAAAUGAAACAUAUCAGACAUUCUAUACAACAUUAUGGUGCAUUAGACUAUUUGCAUAAAAUGUCAUAGAUGUAUUAAGAAACCAUGAGCUAGCCUAUUAAUGAAUAGUUUAAAUACGCGCCUUCAAAGUCAUAUCACGAAGUAACAAAGACAUAUCAUCUCUUGCAAAAGACCUAAGGUUAUAUAAAUACAGAUAAUAUUUAAAUAGCUGUAUUAUAUUUGUUGGUGCAUUUUACACGUUUAGGCUACUAUUAUGUAAGUGUAAAGCAGAAGUGAAAUCUCAUAGACAAGUUGAUUUUGCUUGAAUCCAAAUGGUAGACCAUUUAGAGAGUCAAGAUAUCUGAAGCAAUUUAUUGCAGAUACUUCAAUAGAUCAUAUAUUUUACUGGUUGGUUAAGCGUUGAUGUAUAUCCCAGGCAGCGAAGGCUCUGCCCCACGGUCAAAGCCCCAAUGGCCGUUUGGCCGAGCCGAAUCCUCCACUCCACGUUUUAAACAUCAAAAUUCCACUUUUCUAAAGUAUUUUUGUAAAUAUAUUUACUCAGUUAGUUUUACGUGUUGUAUGUGUAUCCAAGUUUACGGAGGAACUUUUUGAUUCCCCUCGUCAGUAUUUCCCUGUACAUUUAGGUGCAAGGGCGGUACGGUGCCUCCUGUACGUUUUUAAGGCUAUUUCGUAUUUUCGUCUCUUGGUGAAAAAUAUCACUUACACUGGAAACUGUGACGCACUUGAUUUUAUUGGAGCCAAAUGGAGUAUUUGCUACUCGUCUGGGUGUUUAUAGUUUAAACGAUUUUGUAAUAUAUUCAGGUUAGAUGGGAUCCUUCGCUACUCGUAAAUAUACGUACAUUUGUUUUACAACGAAACCUAAAAAUGUGCACAAAAACCUAGUUUUUAUAUAGUUUAGACAUGCUUUUUGUAUGGACUAAUUUAAGAGGUAAAUGGGUCUAAGAGAGGCAAAAGUUUGAAUAGAUUUUUAUUUCAACUAUGCACGCCGAAUUCGCACACCACACCUAAUGUGUAGUAUAUUAGGAUUUAUUUAAAACAUUUGACUGUAAGUCUGAUCAUUACAUAUCACUUUUGGAAUAUUGUCUGUGGUUUUAACAUAUCAAGUAUAGGAUAAGCUAGUGUGUAAGAAAUGGAGAACAUAUCAUUUUUUUAUAAAUAUGGGAUGUAGCCUAGUGUUUAGCUUGAAUUUUAUUAUAUUCGAAAAAUAUUUGCAACGCACUACUAUGCUAAAAGGAGUCUUACUUUUUCAUGUAAGAAUUCUAAAUUAUACUUGUAAUUAAGAUAUUUAUUUUAAUAUUAACAUGUGUGUUUUUAGUACAAUUAAGAAAUUGGCAUCAGAUUUUUUACGUAAUUGAUACUAUUGCAAAAGGAAUUGUGCAGAAUAUUAAACUAUCAUCGUUAUUCAGAUUGCAUUAAACAAACCACACACUUGUAUACGAAUAUUUUUUAAUUUAAAUUUCAAAAUUUCAAUUGUAUUUUUUUACACAAACAUUAUCAAAUUUAUGUGUUUGUUAACACCCAAAAUAAAACUAAGACAAAUAAUUGAAGUGUAUUUAUGUCAUCAAAUUAUUUAAGAAAUCAACAGUAAGUAUAUUUUAUGUGUGUUUGUUGUGAUACUUGGUCAAUUAUCCUACCAUGGAAUGCACUUUUUUCGUUUAUAGAGGACUCACCUCAUAAAUACGAGUAUUUAACACUUAACAAUUUAAAAAAAAGUUACAACUCAAAAACAUAUUGUUUUAAACAAAGAUUGUCUAGUCACUUCGGUAACGUCUUUUGGAAAUAUUUUCAAACAGAAUCAGUUUGACUGUAAAAUUGCUUGGCUAGUUGUUGUAUUUUUAUAUUAUAAGAUAUAUAUUGACUGUUGCUUUUGAAAUCUAUAUGUAUAUGAGAAUACUAUUUUCUUGACUAUAUGUACUUGUGUAUAUUACUAUUAUCUGGUCAAUGUUUUCUCCUUUUACCUUUGCUUGGGACCCGCUUUACGUGUAGUGGUAAAGGUUUAGGCCUGAGGCCUUGCAAUAAAGGCCUGAGGCUCGGGGGGCCGCCUACCGUGCCGGCCUUGCCUAGCUAAGACACCAACAUUUGCCCUUCAGCAUUCGAUUUUACAGUUUUGAUCUGUAGCCCAGAGUGGACCCGAUGUAUAUUUUGCCAAUAAAGUCAUUAUGUUUACA
Messenger RNA from Macrosteles quadrilineatus (aster leafhopper), 3689 nucleotides. RefSeq names its product IDLSRF-like peptide. Gene Ontology annotation, molecular function: protein binding. The transcript is spliced from 4 exons. Bases 85 to 696 code for a protein of 203 amino acids. NCBI's taxonomy places the organism in Eukaryota, Metazoa, Arthropoda, Insecta, Hemiptera, Cicadellidae. The record is from RefSeq and is a predicted model, not a curated record.